Messenger RNA from Chlamydomonas reinhardtii, 7688 nucleotides. RefSeq lists its product as uncharacterized. Bases 778 to 6450 code for a protein of 1890 amino acids. The record is from RefSeq and is a predicted model, not a curated record. Gene Ontology annotation, biological process: proteolysis. The transcript has 27 exons. NCBI's taxonomy places the organism in Eukaryota, Viridiplantae, Chlorophyta, Chlorophyceae, Chlamydomonadales, Chlamydomonadaceae. Gene Ontology annotation, molecular function: serine-type endopeptidase activity.
CCCCACUCUCAUCCAAGUCCGACAGCCGUUUACACACCGUAUUUAAACACGACAUACAAUAUCAAUGUACUUGACUAUAAAGCCAUUCGAGUGCAAGAGACAACGUGCACGCACAACGUCGCCAUCGUGCGCAAAGUUACCAAGGUUGCAAAACGACACUUGUUACUGUGACAUUAUCACGGUAUCGUUCAUGCAGCUAGCAGCUUGCCAAUGGCAGUUGUCAAAGGGGGCGCCGCGAGCGGGCGCCAGACAAGAAAAAGGACUUUCGCUCGUCACAGAAGCCUUGUAACUCUUCAGUGGCUGGUUAUAGCAUUCUUGUUGUAUGGAGGACACGGUGAAAAGCGUUCAUUCCAGCUACUAAGCGGAGUUGCGCAUUUCAGGUGAGGUGGGCGACUGUGCUCCAUUUGCGUUACUGACUGAGUUGGAGCUUAUGCUGUACAGCUGUUAUCUAAUUGCAAGCUUGUAAAUUGUGGGCUGCGCUGCUCAGGCCUUGUUGACUUGUUUGCCUUCCUUGCGCUUGAAAGCGAGAGCAGACUGUUACUUGUGACAGUGUGGGCUCAUAGCAAGUAAUCCUAAUUACUCGCCUAAUUACUACAUCGCCGGUCGGUCCUGCGCUCGGCCCCCCACCGCCCCUGCAGCGAGCCGACCCUUAGUACCGACGCCGACAGCGCGCCCGCCACUGCUGCUCGGAGCGCUGGCGUCUCGCAGUUGGAGGUGCAACCAACUGUGCUCGGCGCCCAAGCAUCCACACAUGCCAACGCUGCCGGGCUGGGGCCGAUGGCUGCUGCCCGCGCGGCCGCAGCGCCGGGGCGGGGCCUCUUCCUCCUGCAGUUCCCCGAUGGAUUUACAGGGAGCUCCCAGCCGCAAUGGGCAACGGUACGGCAGGCGCUCGCUGGCACCGGCGGCUCAGUGGUGUCGUACCUGCCGCCGAAUGUGCUGCUGGUGGCGGCGGCGCGGGAGGCGGCGGCGCGCGUGGGGCUGCAGUUUGGGGCGCUCAUGGCCGACUACCGACAGGAAUUAAAGAUUUCGCCGGAGGCUGCCGCGGCGGUGGCACAGGUGGCGGCGACCUUGGAUAACAGCGGCAGUAGCGAUGGCGGUGGCGGCGGCAGUGGCGGCGGCAGUGGCAGGAGCAGCGAUGCCGGCGGCAGUGGUGCUGGCGGUAGUGGUGGGGAACUGGCUGCCCUUGGGGCUAUGGCAGGCUUGGGGCAGCGGCGCAGGGCAGCAGCCGGGGAGGAGCAGGAGCAGCUGCGGGAGGCCCACGGCCGGCUGGGCGCUGGCGGUGCACUGGGUGCGGCUGCUGGCAGCCGGCGCCCGCAGCUACAGCAGCGCCUGAGGGCGCUGGCAGAGGCGGGCACAGCCCCGCCGGUGCUGGGAAGGCUGCGCACGUGGCGGGAGGCAGCGGCAGUCACGGCAUCGGUAUCACUGGCGACUGCCAAAGCGGGUAGCUCCACGGUGGAGUUUCCCCGGCGGUCACUGCGCUCAGGCGACUGGAACAGCAGUAGCAGCGGGCGAGAGGGCGGCGAGGGAGCGGGGCAGCUGGGGCAACAGCCCUCGCGUGCCAUGAUCCUGCGCCGCCGCCGCAUGCAGCAGACGGCGGCUGGCAUGGACGACUCUGACGAAAUCGAGGCCGAAGUCGUCCUCCACGCAACCGGGCCAGACAGCGCAGACUGGGACGGUGCCGAUGGCGCCGCCAUUGACGCCGCCACGGCGGCGGGCCAGGGCGGCGGCGGUGGUGGCGGCGCGCACGAGCUGUACGGCAUCACUGUACAGCUCGUACCGGAUCUGUCGUACAGUCAACUGCUGACGGUGCAUGAGACGUGGCCCGCGGCGCUGGCAGCGGAGGCUCUGGGUAUGGACCUGGGAGGGGCUGGAGCUGCCGGGGUCGGGGUGGGGGUGGGGAUGGGGGCGGCGGGGGCCGGCGGUAGCGGCGGAGGCGGAGGCGGCGGUGCAGGAUCAGACUCGUGCUUGCCACGGCUGAGCGGUGCGCCGCCGCGGAAGCGGUCACCGUGGAUUCAGGUUUACCUCUGUGCGGAGGAUCUGGAAGCCGGCAUCGCGUGGAUCGCAGCGCGUGACAUCGUGAUCUGGAUCCAGCCCCAAGCACGGCCAACUGUCAGCAACGGCGUCGCAUCUUGGAUCUCGCAAACAGGUGGCCUUACGCCGCAGCAGUACUCCAACCCGGCCGGCGCGGGGCUGCGGCCCUUCUGGCUUGCGGGACUUAUGGGGCAGGGCCAGAUCGUGGGGGUGUCAGACACGGGCGCUGACGUGUCAGGCCAUUGCCUCCUACGGGACCGGCGCUUCCCGGGCAGGUCGCUGUCGGGCCAGUUGUCGGGAAUGCCGCUGCGGUACCAGGCGCCCGGCCACCGCAAGAUCCCCUACUACUACCUGCCAGCCGCUCCAGGAGAGAGCACCGACCCUUCCUACUUCCUGGACUACGCGUUCGGCCACGGCUCACACGUGGUGGCCAGCCUGGUGGGGUCGGUGGAGCUGCCCGUGGUCGGCACGGCGCCUGGAGUGCCGGGGCCGUUCAGGGACAACAACUACACGGGCGCCGCGCCCAUGGCCCGACUGAGUUUCGCCGACCUGGCCACCUCCUCCGCCAGCCUCACCGGACUGAGCUACCCGGGGGACUACGAGUUCGAGGAACAAACCUUCGGACGUCACUACGGCAACGGCGCUCGGCUGUUCUCGUUCAGCUGGGGCGUGAGCGACAGCAGCGGCCUCAGCUAUGGGUCCUGGGGCGCCGCCAUGGACGACUACCUGUGGCGCCACCCCGAGACGCUGGUGGUGGCGGCGGUGGGCAACAACGGUGCCAAUGGGUAUAUGUCCACAGUGCAAACGCCUGGAAGCGCCAAGAACGUGCUGAGCGCGGGCGCCUCCGUCAACCACCCCCGCGACGAGAACCCAUGGGCCAACCAGUGGCUGCCGCUUUUCACCUACCGGGAUGGCCAGGGGCAGACGCAGCAGCAGGCGGUGUGGGUGACGGCUCGCGGCAGCAGUUCCGCCACCUGGCGCAACUUGGUGGAAGACCAGCCGCCCUUCGCCGUGGUGCUGGCCAGCCCGCUACACGCCUGCACACCCCUGCAGCCCGUCCCCGGCUCCGCCUCCCCCUCCCAGUACCAGGGUGCAAUCGUCAUCAUCGACCCAGUCGCCGACACCAGCCCCGAUGGGACGCUGCCCCCGGAUUGCCAGGGGGUCCUGGAUUCGGACAGGGCCAGCUAUGCAAUGGAGGCGGGGGCGGUGGCGGUGUGGUUCGUGUGGCGCUACUACCGUACAGUCCUGUCGGAGGCUUACGUGAUCCAGGGUGUGUCGGUCAUCCCGCUGCCCUACAGCAUCAUCACACGGGAGCAAGGCGACUGGCUGCAACAGGUCAUGACCGACCCGUCCCACUCGGAGUUCCGCUUCCAAAACAUCACCUAUCCGCUGGUCAACGGCGGCGAGGAGUCCCUGGCCUUCUUCAGCUCCUACGGCCCCACGCCGGACGGCCGCUUCAAGCCCGACCUGGUGGCUCCCGGGCAGCGGCUCAUCAGCGCGUCCUCCGGCGCCGGACUGCGAGCCGUCGAGACCUCCUGCUCUCUGGAGAUGCGCUCUCUCGCCGGCACCUCCAUGAGCACCCCUGUGGUGGCGGGCAACCUGGCCAUCGCACGGCAGUACCUCACGGAGGGCUGGUACCCCGCGGGAUGGCGCGGCGCACCCGACUCGGCGCCCUUCGUGCCUUCUGGCCCCCUACUCAAGGCCAUCGCAAUAGCGGGCGCCAAGUCGCUACAGGGCGGACUGGCCCGCGCCCCUGGGCAACUCAUGGGCACGCCUCCUGACGGCUACCAGGGCUGGGGCCGCCUGGACCUGUCGGGUUCCCUGCCACUGCCCGCCGCCGCCGCCGGCAGCAGUCAGCAGCAGCUGCAGCAGCUGCAGCUGCGGUGGCUGCAGGUGGCAGACUGGGGCGAGGUGGCUCAGGGGGAGGUCAUAGAGCUAGGCGGGCUGGUCGCCACGGGCACCGGGCCUGUCACGGCCGCGCUGGUGUGGCCCGACUUCCCGGCCGAACUGAUGAGCUUUAGUCAGACUGUCAACGAUCUGGAUCUGUCGUACCGGCUCAACGACGACCCCACACUUUACACGCUGCGGGAAGACACGGUGAACAACGUGGAGCGGUUGGACCUCCAGCCCGGCACACACCUGGCGCCCGGUGACAGACUCACGCUGGUUAUAACCGGCACCUCGGUCGUACACACGGACCUGUACGGCCCCGGUACGGAUGGCGGCGGGCCGGGCCGGCCGGGAGCGGAGUUGCCUCAGCGCUGGGCGCUGGCGGUGACGGGUCACUUCAGGGGGAUGCUGCAGACGCCGCUGAACCCGGCGUAUGUGCGGCCGCUGCGGCUGCAGGCAUUUAUAAGUGAGGCACGCAGCCAGCUGUCCUUCGCCGUGGGGCUGUGGCCGGCGGCUACAACCGCUUCAGGAGGCAGCAGCAGUAGCAGCAGCAGCGGCAGUAGCAGUGGCAGUGGCUGUGGCGGCUGCAUGCUCGCCGCCGCGGAGGGCGGGCCACUCGCGGCCGCUGGGGGAGACGGCGGCGCCGCCCCUGCCGCCUGCGCCGCCGCCUGCGGGCGCAUGGCGGGCGGUGGCGGCGUGUUCAAAGUGCAGGAGGCGCUUGACUCAGCCACCGGCGCCCCAAGCUACACCUUCACUGACUCCAGGAACCUAUGCCUCACUGUGCGCAAGGGCGCCGGCAGUAGCAGCAGCGUCAGCGGCAGUAGCAGCAGCAGCAGUAGCGGCAGUAGCAGCGGCAGUAGCGGCAGCGGCAGUAGCAGCGAUGCCUGGGGCGGCUGGCUGGGUUCUGCGGCGUCCCUUGAGCCCUGUGACGGCGGGCCCGAGCAGCGCAUGUCGCUGUUCAAAAGCCCCAGGUUCACAUCGGACGUCACCGAUGUCAUCGACGUGUUCCAGAUCUCACCGUCGCCGGUCAGUGACCUGCGGCUCGACAGCGCUGGCGGCGGCUGGCAGCGGCUGUGCCUGCAGGCGCCCCCCGACCCGCUGGCGACCCAGGGGUCUGCUGCUGGGGCGGCUGGGUCCGGCGCCAACGGGGCCGCAGCAGGCUUCAGUCUGGCAGUCUGCGGCAGCGGUGGUGCUGGUGGUGGGGGCAGUGGUGGAAGGCUAGACUUUGUGGUGGCGCCGCUGCCGCCGCGACUGCUGUUCCGAGCCGAGUGGUCGGCGGCCUCCUCCGCCACGCCCCCUCCGGACCUCGACCUACUGGUCUCCUGGACCCCCGCCGACGGCACGAACCCUGGCGCCUCCCUGGCACCCCCCACCCCCGCCACCUUCUCCCUCCGCACGCCGCUACAGCCCCCCGUCGUCGGCUACCCCCGCCCCAGCCAGGACCUCGCCGGUGACGGCUCCUUCUUGCCGCUGCCGUUGCCUGAUCGGGCGCCGGCGGUGGUUGUGCGCGGCGGCCGCCACGGCGGCGACAGCGCGGCGGCGCAGCCGCUGCCGGCGGCGGCAGAGUCUGUGUACUGGCCCCACGACCCGCUGCCGCCGGACGGGGCUGCUACAGCCGCCGGCGUGGCGGGCGCGGCCGACGGCAGCCCGGAUGCUGCAGCCUACCGCGUCUGCGUGCGCGCCAAGGGCAGCGGCGGCGGCAGUAGCACGGCGUCCGUGUCGGCGGAUUUGAGCGUGGUUGUGUCGAUGGAGGUGGCGGGGCGGCGGGUGCAGCAGGAGGCACGUGCCUGGCCCGGAGGAUGGAGCGGGCCCGCGAGUGCCAACGCCAGCACGGCCGACGCCACAGGCAGUAGCAGCAGUAGCGGCAGUAGCGGAGACGGGUUCCAUUGCACGGAGGCCGAUGCCGGAUUCGUGGGUGUGUUCCAGUUUCCCGUGCCGCAGCCGCCGCAGCCGCCCAGCCCGGACUCGGCGCAGCCACCGAGCCCGGACCCGCCCAGUCCGGAGCCGCAGCCGCCGCUACAGCCGCCGCCCAGCCCGGAGCCGCCCAGCCCACAGCCCCCGUCGCCAGAGCCGCCCAGCCCCCACCCGCCGAGCCCGGAGCCGCCGCUACCGCCCAGCCCGGGCCCUCCUUCUCCUGAGCCGCCCAGCCCGCACCCUCCCCUCCCACCGAGCCCUGAACCUCCACAGCCGCCCAGCCCGGAGCCGCCCAGUCCGCAGCCCCCGCAUCCGCCGAGCCCAGAGCCGCCGUCUCCUCAACCUCCCUCGCCGCAACCCCCAAUGCCACCAAAGUCGCCGUCCCCCGCACCACCCCGGAAGCGACGCAUCCCGCCUAGCCCGCUGGGCGCGGCGCCGCCCCCAACGCCCUUGCUGCCCCCCUCACCCUCGCCGCCCCUGCCGCCCCCGCCUCCUCCCUCACCACCCGGUGGCAGGGGCAGGCGGCGGCCGCCGCCGAGCUCGCCGGCACCGCCGGCACCGAAGGUCAAGAGGCGCAAGCAGCCGCCGCCAUCGCCGGCGCGGGCAGCGGAUUGAUGGGUUGUUGCUUCAGUAGCGUAAGCAUAUCAGAUUAUGUCAACAGCUCGGGUUGAUUAAGUACAGUGGCAGUGGCGGUGAGUUACGUACAUAGUCACGCGUCGUCACUUGCUGGGACGAUGAAGAUAUACGUAGUUUGGAUCAAACUACCGUACUGUGCUGAAGACAUGUUACGUGUGUAUGUCCGAUGUGGAUUUCCAUGCGGCAACAUAGGUGUGUGUAUGCAUGGCAUGCGCGGAUGAUCGGGGCGGUGACCAGCACGCAUGCAUCCAGCACAACGCAACAGGCAUAUGAGGCAUUGAUGGUUUGACAACGCUGAUUUCAAAGCAGUACUAAUGACUGAAGACAAGAGUUGUCACAGCAACGCAAAGCACGGCCCCAGUGCGGUUCAGGGGAUGCACAGGGACGUGUUAUAAUUCGGGUGACUCACUCAGGAAACAAUUCUUAUGAACGCCUUCGUGCUGUGUGAGCUGAGGCCCGGAUUAGACCCGUAUAACGCUCCAAUGCUGCUUUGACGACUGUCAUUUCAAGGUAGGCUAUUCCGCUAUUGUGUCUGUGUGUGCGUUGAGUGGAUGGCGGGUUGAGGAUGAGGGUCAGGGGGCAAUGCGGGGAAAUGCAUGGGCACCCGAGGGGGCGUGGGGGAGGGCCUUGGAGGAGGCCACUCCUUCCAUUCUGUGUUUUUGCACCGGGCCGUCGGAUGGCAGAUCAUGUUGGUGAAGAUGAGCAACCGAAUGGUUACAAGAGGUGUCAAGGCAGGCGCUGCAGACAUGUACGGGGUAGUGUUGAGGGUGUGCGGCCCUGUGUGUGCGAAGUUGGGCCCGCACGCCCCGGGGUCCGCAGCCUGCCGCACCACGCAUGGCGAUUGGGGGAAGUAAUCAGGGAUUGCAGGUCUGGAGCCGUCUGGUCGGGGUUGUGGUGGCUGUUAAAAACGGAGCGUAUGCAGCGAUGAAAUUGAUGAGACGUCCGUGCUGGUGUCAGCCGUGGUAUUAGCCUGGGAAACUGCGAUCCAUGAUGACGUGGGUCAGGGUGGGUGCUGCUUUCUUGUGUGCGUCGUGGCUAGUGAAGGGUCCGGCGGGAAGCUUGUUACAGAAUGUGUCCGUGACAGACAUUGGUUCCAGGGAGGUUGGGUUUGAAGGACCGCGGGGGUCGAGGCGAGGCUGGGCUCGGGCGGCGCAGGCUAGGGAGUAGGGACGUGGGGACAGGUGGGGAUUGUCACUUGGGAAGGAUGAUAGAGGAGG